AUGGCAGUUAGCAGGGCACAGGCCGGCAGUGAGUCGGCAAUCGACGGUUCCGUUCGGUGCGGCUACGAGGUUGUCAUUGUAUUGCUUGAAGAUAUGCUUUUGAACCAAGCACAUAAUAUUAGAGAAAUGUUACAGGAAAAGCUCGAGCAACUUCCUGAAGUUGAGCGUGCUUUCGUUCACAUAGACUUCGAGUUUACUCACAGACCAGAAAGAAGAAGAAGAAAGAAAGUAGUGGGAGGAGAUGAAGAAAAAACCGGAAAAAAAAAAGGGACAGAUACAGAAUCAUCACCACCACCGGCCACCAGGAAGAAGAGGGUGGCAGCUGACAAAGACGGCGGUGAUCAACUAAAUAAAGAAAGUGGUGGUGAUGAUUUGGAUCAUGAGAUUCAUACGUGGACUGAAAGAGAGAGGAGGAAGAAGAUGAGGGACAUGUUCGCAAAUCUUCAAGCUUUUCUUCCUCCUAAGACAGACAAGUCCACCAUUGUCGACGAAGCUGUAAACCACAUUAGGAUGCUACCAAAAACUAUUGAGAAACUCGAGAAACAGAAGCACGAGGAACUCGCAACAAAGCCGGGGGAGACAGUUUUAGCCGAUGAAGGAUCUUCCAAGAAUAACUUGCCUCCAUUAAUGCCUCAAACUCAUUUUCAUUCUCACAGAUUCCCGUCUUUUUUCAGACAUGGUCUUCUCUUAAUAUGAGCCUAAACAUAUGAGGACAAGAUGCCCAAAUCAGCAUUUGUUGUCUGAAGAAGGCCGGGCUUUUCACUGCCAUUUACUAUGUUUUGGAGAAGCAUAAAAUUGAAGUGGUUUCUGCUCAAGUUUUAUCCGAUCAUCAUAGAAGCAUGUACAUGA
Molecule: messenger RNA, 849 nt
Organism: Olea europaea var. sylvestris
Lineage: Eukaryota; Viridiplantae; Streptophyta; Magnoliopsida; Lamiales; Oleaceae
Product: transcription factor bHLH95-like
Exons: 4
Coding region: 1-696 (231 amino acids)
Biological process (GO): endosperm development; regulation of DNA-templated transcription
Molecular function (GO): protein dimerization activity; DNA-binding transcription factor activity
Source: RefSeq, a predicted model, not a curated record